CCAGCACCAGCACCAGCACCAGCAACAACAACAACAACAGAGAGGAUGUCUGCAAAUAGUGUGCAAAAUGGAGAAAUUGCUACAAUUAUAGAAAAUGGAAUAGAAGUUCAACCACAACAGCAGCAGCAGCAAUCGGGACAAGUGCAAAAGAAACAAACUCGUAAAAAAUUAAGUCAAAAAAUUCAAUGUCCUUUCCAGAUAAGGGCUAAACCACUAGGUGGUCGUUGGAUCAUAUAUAAGAUUGUUGACGAUCAUAAUCACGAAAUGGCUACUGACAUAAGAGCCUAUGCACAACAUCGAAAACUGACUGAAGAAACAAAAAAGAUGAUUAUUGAUCUCAUGCAUCUUGGCACAUCUAAUGCAAAAAUUAUGGAGCAUCUUCUACUACAAGGCAUAGAAAACGUUCUUAAAAAGGAUAUUGCUAAUUUAAGACAAGCUCAUUUUAGUAAUAAAUCAACGGCUGUUAAGCGAGAAACAAAGCUUGAAUAAUAACAAAUAGUAUUACUGCUAGCAGCAACAAAAAAAAAAAAAAAAAAAAAAA
This is a messenger RNA of Cokeromyces recurvatus, 541 nucleotides long. RefSeq lists its product as uncharacterized. The record is from RefSeq and is a predicted model, not a curated record. The annotation marks the transcript as partial. NCBI's taxonomy places the organism in Eukaryota, Fungi, Mucoromycota, Mucoromycetes, Mucorales, Mucoraceae. The transcript has a single exon.